UGCCGCCUGGUGCCACCUAUAACAACCGCUUUUCCUAUGCUGGUGUGCCCUGGCAGGACUUAGAUUUUGCUGGUGAUGAGAAGGGGCUGUGGGUUCUCUAUGCCACUGAGGAGAGCAAGGGCAACCUGGUUGUGAGUCAUCUCAACACUAGCACCCUAGAAGUGGAGAAAACCUGGCGUACCAGCCAGUACAAGCCAGCCCUGUCAGGGGCCUUCAUGGCCUGUGGGGUGCUCUAUGCCUUACACUCACUGAACACCCACCAAGAGGAGAUCUUCUAUGCUUUUGACACCACCACCGGGCAGGAGCGCCGCCUCAGCAUCCUGUUGGACAAGAUGCUGGAAAAGCUGCAGGGCAUCAACUACUGCCCCUCAGACCACAAGCUGUAUGUCUUCAAUGAUGGUUACCUGAUAAAUUAUGACCUCACCUUCCUGACAAUGAAGACCAGGCUACCAAGACCACCCACCAGGAGGCCCUCUGGGGCUCAUGCUCCACCAAAACCUGUCAAACCUAACAAGGCUUCCAGACCCUGAGACCCCAGGGCUAGGCAGAGCAUUGGUAGAAGUGUGCCCUCUUCCUUACCUCCAGGAGGACCACAUCCCAAAGUGGCCAUUGGUCCUAAUGAUUGGAAGACUGAUUAUAUCUAGUGAGUUCUUUAUGUAAUUAAUAUCUCAAUCAGUACAUUAAGGUUCCCUUUAAUAAUGGUCUAGGUGGAUUUGAUAGGGAAAAAGUAAAAUAUUAGCUAAGAAAAUGGUACCCUCUCUUUCUGAUGCUUUGGCAUCUCAUAUUCCUUUUUUCAUAAAUCCAGCUCCCGGAACUCAAGAGUUCUGUGAUCUAGAAUUGUCAGUCUCAGGUUGGGAACAUCUGAUUCCAGUGCAGAAGCUGCAGGGCAGCUGGUCAUUAGAGUAGGAUAGGAAAGUUCCCUUUCUUAUCUCCACCUUCCUGUGAGGUCCCUGGGGAGAAAAGGGGCACGAUCUUGCUCUGGUAAUCAAUUUUUCAUUGUCCUGGAUCGAUCUCACUUUUGAGUGCAAUUGCAAGAGAAUAGGCCUGAGUCUUGCUGUAGUAAGUUAGCAACUGGCCUUAUAGCAUGAUGAGGAUCUGACAUGGAUAGUGCUGGAGGUCUAGAUAUUCUCAAUAAAGAAUCAUUGGUUUGAUAGCAGAAGGUCUCCUGGCCAACGGCCUAUCAUCCCUUUGCUUGUCUUCAACACACUGGGAACAUAUGGGCUCAAGAUUUUUGCUUGUUCCUUAGCUAUCUGUGUGGUGCUCCUCCCUCUCCAGGCAGGUGGAUGGAAUAUAUAAAAUCUAGACCCUGAAGGCUUCCUAGUAACACAGAAUAUGCAUACAAUUUCAUAUAUACAUUCGAUAAGACAUGUACACUCUCACUCAUAUAAAUAAUUAUUUCCAUCUGCAUCUAAAUAAAAACCAAACACAAUUCUCCAAAUUUACAUGGGACCAAGAAUCCAGCUUUUUAGUUGCCUGUAUUUGUCCCCUUAAGAAUUUUACUACUAACCACCUCCUCUCCUACCUCUUGAUUUACAGACGACAUUCCCCCUUAAUGCUUUGACAUAAAGGUGGGCACACAAGAGUGGGUUAGGACAUUGAAACAAAUCAUUCUAAAACUUCUGUUAUAUUGACAUGUAGAAGAGACCAAGUGAUAUGUGAAUAAAAAGCAUAUUAUAAAUAACAGCUAAUUCACAUUUAGUUUGGCAUGUGCCUAUGAAGAGCCUUCCUGGUUAGCCCUACUCCUGCUUCCUAGGACAGAGGAAAAUUUUCCCCACCACAUGGGAGCACAAUUAAAUAUAGAAUCCCAAAAUCUAGACUCUAUAUAAGACCCAAAUUUCCAGAUCAUUAAAAAAAUUAAUGUGCUCCUUCCUAUGGGAGAGACUGCAUUCUUAUAGGAAUGUGGCUUUAUCUAUGGCUUCAGUAGACCCAACUUUUCAUACAAGUCUAACAUCCCUAUAAGGAACAUACACACACAGCAUCACACGGAAACACACAUCCCACAUUUAAAAAUAUGGUUUUUAUUUACUUUUUUGUUUUCUUACUAGUUCCAUCCGGAGAACUUUGUCCCUGUUUUCUGGAAAAUUAUUUUAUUUUAUUGUAGAGCCCUGGACCCCUAAAUAUGUCCUCCUUUCCCUAGCUGGCCCAGGGUGACUGCGAGGAUAGAGUUGACAUCACAAUAUCCCUUUUCUGAGGAUUCAUGCCCUUGGUGGGUGGGGUAGGAGGAGGGGUAGCCCUAGGAGAAGUCAUCACCACUUUGUCCACCAUGGGUGAAGUAUGAAUCAGUAGCUAUGCCAGGCCUCAGCUGGGCCACAUCUGGAGAACUGGGGUGAGGGCACAACAUCACAAAAUAUCUGGCCCCAGUCUGGUCACUCAUCCCUUUUAGGGCAACAAGGAAACUGUCCUGUGGCCUGAGAGCACAAUACCUGAGACAAAGGCCAGCAGAAACAUUUGUCUGCCCUCACCCUUUCUGCUCCAGCUUCCACCUGCUCCCCAUCUGCCCACCCACUAAAGCCCAUGUCGCAUGCCAUCUCUCGAACAUCCAGGAUGUCCCAGAGUGGAUGUCCAUCAGGUCUGCUGGCAGACAAAAAUAUCUCUUCAAGUGCCACUCGAGUGAUAGUGAAGACUGCAGGCAACCAGAAAGACUUUAUGGUAGCUGAUGACAUAUCGGUAAGGCAGUUCAAGGAGAUGCUAUUGGCUCACUUCCAAUGCCAGAUAGACCAACUAGUGCUGGUCUUCAUGGGUUGCCUUCUCAAAGACCAUGACACACUGAGCCAGAGGGGCAUCAUGGAUGGCCACACCAUCUACUUGGUCAUCAAGUCCAAGCAGGGCUCCAGAUCUCUAGCCCAUUCCUUCCGGGACCUGCCAACGAAUGAUCCCUGCCACCGGGACAGAAACACCAAAGGAAACAGCAGCAGAGUGCACCAACCAACUGGUAUGAAUCAAGCUCCAGUGGAACUGGCCCACUUUGUGGGGUCUGAUGCACCCAAAGUGCAUACCCAAAACUUGGAAGUGAGCCACCCAGAGCGCAAGGCACAGAUGCUGGAGAAUCCUAGCAUCCAGCAGCUUCUGUCCAACAUGGAGUUCAUGUGGCAGUUCAUUUCAGAACAUCUAGACACGCAACAAUUGAUGCAGCAGAACCCAGAAGUUUCCCGCCUUCUUCUUGAUAAUUCUGAGAUCCUAUUGCAGACUCUGGAGCUGGCCAGGAACCUUGCUAUGAUCCAAGAGAUAAUGCAGAUCCAACAACCUUCACAAAACCUUGAGAAUCCACUGAACCCACAGCCAUAUCUGGGCUUAGAGACAAUGCCAGGUGGGAAUAAUGCCCUGGGUCAGAACUAUGCUGGUAUCAAUGAUCAAAUGCUGAACAGCAUGCAAGAUCCUUUUGGAGGAAACCCUUUCACAGCUCUCCUGGCAGGACAAGUGCUAGAACAAGCCCAGUCUUCACCCCCACCUCCACCACCAUCACAGGAACAAGACCAGCUCACACAGCAUCCUGCAACGCGAGUCAUCUAUAAUAGCUCUGGUGGUUUAUCUUCAAACACCUCAGCCAAUGACACCCCUAACAAGGUCAACCACACUUCCAAAGCCAACACUGCUAUGAUCUCCACCAAGGGCCAGAGCCAUAUCUGUGCCACUCAGCAGCCAGCUGGGAUACCAGCCUUACCUAGCAUAGAGCUUACCCAGCAGCUUCAAGAAGAAUACAAGGAUGCCACUGUUUCUCUAAGUAGCUCCAGACAGACAUUAAAGGGUGAUCUCCAGCUGUCAGAUGAGCAGACCAGCUCCCAGAUCACAGGAGGCAUGAUGCAGUUGCUUAUGAACAACCCCUACCUGGCAGCUCAGAUUAUGUUGUUCACAAGUAUGCCCCAGCUGAGUGAACAGUGGAGGCAGCAGCUGCCCACAUUCCUGCAGCAGACACAGAUUUCUGAUCUGCUUAGUGCUUAGGCAACCCUAAAGCAUUCCAAGCAAUAUUGCAGAUUGAGCAGGCCCUCCAGCUGCUGGCCACAGAGGCUCCUGUUCUUCUGCCUUGGGUUGCACCCUACCUAUGGGACCUGGGUUGGCUUCCUGCCCCCAGCUGCAGCUAUCCUGACACAGUGCCCUGUUCCUGGAAUGUUUCAGAUACAGGUGAGCCCAAGGGACCUGAGUGCUGCCACAAGCCUGGAACAGUCCUGCAGAGGCUACAAUCCCUGGAUGGGGACCCUUCCCACCCUCUGCAAGCUCCUGAGAUUCGUUUUAGCAAACAGAUGGAUUCUCUCCAGGCCAUGGGAUUUGGGAACCACCAUGCCAAUCUACAGGCACUCAUUGCUACUGAAGGGGACACCAGUGCUGCUAUCCGCAAGCUCAAGAGAUCCCAGAGAUUCUAACCGCCAUGCCUACUUGUUUGCUUGCUACCUGCCUGCUGACCCACCUGACCAUCUCAUUUGCCUUUUGCACCUUUCCUGAUGCUUCCAGCCAGGAGAAGUCCUGGAAUAAGAGUUAUCAACCAAUGUGUCUUGUACUGAAUAAUAGAUCAUUGGCCAUGGCUGAAACAUCUGUCAAUAAAAUGGCUACACUCA
Gorilla gorilla gorilla (western lowland gorilla) is the source of this 4550-nucleotide messenger RNA. It is a transcript of the gene UBQLNL, whose product is annotated as ubiquilin like. The record is from RefSeq and is a predicted model, not a curated record. The transcript has a single exon. The coding region runs from base 2515 to 3939 and encodes 474 amino acids. Gene Ontology annotation, molecular function: polyubiquitin modification-dependent protein binding. Gene Ontology annotation, biological process: ubiquitin-dependent protein catabolic process. Lineage: Eukaryota; Metazoa; Chordata; Mammalia; Primates; Hominidae. Gene Ontology annotation, cellular component: cytosol.